AUGGAAGCGGUGGUUGACACCGUGGUGGAUAUCAUAGUAGAGGCGGUGGUGGUGGUGGUGGUGGAAAGUGAUAAUAAAGGUGGGAGAGAUCGUGGAGACAGUGGUGGAUACCAUACUGGAGGCGGUAGUGGUUAUGGAAGUGGCUGCAGUGGAUACGAAGGUGAUAAUGGAGGUGGAGGUGUUGGUAAUUAUGGAGGUGACGGUGGCCUUUUGACCAAUGUGUGUGUGGAUAUUGUUGAUGUAGUCAGAAGAGUUGUGGAUAAUGAAGGUGGAGGAGAUAGUGGAGGCGGUGGCGUGUAUGAAGGUGACGAUGGUUCUCUUGGUCAAUGUGUGUGUGGAUGUUGUUUAUGUGGUCAGAAGAGUUGUAGAUCGGGAUCUCGUGGUCAGAGUUGUAUUGAUGUGAUAUGGGCUCUCGAUGGUGGAUAUGAAAGUGGUAAUAUCGAUGGAUGA
Raphanus sativus (radish) is the source of this 450-nucleotide messenger RNA. Its product is annotated as cold shock domain-containing protein 4-like. The transcript has a single exon. The coding region runs from base 1 to 450 and encodes 149 amino acids. The record is from RefSeq and is a predicted model, not a curated record. Lineage: Eukaryota; Viridiplantae; Streptophyta; Magnoliopsida; Brassicales; Brassicaceae.